UUUCUUCGCCCCACCGAACCACUCGGCCCUGUUCUAUAAAACCAUUGUGCUGGACCGUUGACAAUAAUCAAUUCUCAGUUGUUCAACCAAACACACAAAAUGUUCAGCAAAAUUGUAGCAUUUGGAGCUAUGUUGGCUGCUGCCAACGCUGGUCUUCUUCAUGGUCAUGGACACGCUGUGUCCUCCCAAAGCAUUGUCCGUCAUGAUGAAGGACACUACGCGGCGCCCAUCGCAUAUGCUGCCCCAAUCGCUCAUGCUGCUCCAGUUGCCUACGCCCCAGUCGCUCACUACGCUGCACCCGCUGCCCAUUACGAUGGACAUGAUGAAUAUGCCCACCCCAAAUACGACUUCGCAUACUCAGUAGCAGACCCUCACACCGGUGAUCACAAGUCACAGCAUGAGAGCCGCGACGGUGACGCCGUCCAUGGCUACUACUCCCUGGUACAGCCUGACGGCUCCGUACGUAAAGUGGAAUACUCUGCUGAUGACCACAAUGGAUUCAAUGCCAUCGUACACAACUCAGCUCCCUCUGUGCAUGCCGCACCAGUGCCAGCCUACCAUCACUACUAAAUGAAGAAUAUCUAAAAUCCUAAUACGUUUCUUAAUCUUUUAUAAUUAAUUUUUAUAUUUGUAGUUAUGUGUGCGUGAUGUGUAAAUAAAUGUGUGAUUGAUAUAAACAAUGACU
This is a messenger RNA of Danaus plexippus (monarch butterfly), 685 nucleotides long. RefSeq names its product cuticle protein 8-like. The transcript has 4 exons. The record is from RefSeq and is a predicted model, not a curated record. NCBI's taxonomy places the organism in Eukaryota, Metazoa, Arthropoda, Insecta, Lepidoptera, Nymphalidae. Bases 100 to 570 code for a protein of 156 amino acids. Gene Ontology annotation, cellular component: extracellular matrix.